AUGAAGCUGACGUUCAUGGUGGUGCUCAUGGCUCUCAUGGGCUCCAUCAUCUACAGCACCGGCUUUCUACGCCUCUCCUUCAGGCGGCUGCCUACCUGCGGUGGCAUGUUCCUUUACCGGUACGACCUUACCCGGAUCGUGCGUUUUGUGCUCAACUUCGUCUUCUUCCAGUUCGUUCCUCUCCUCUCCUCAGCCUUUUCACAGAGCGAAAACCGGAGCAAAACCGAGCUCCUCCUGAUACUCCUGUGGAUGCUCCUCGCCGAGAUCAUCCGCAAGAAGGUGCAGGGGAUGCUGCUGCCAACCGAUGGCUCCUCCUUCAAUAGGGGGAUCGGACGGUUCACGCUCAUGGAUUACGCCUACGACACACUACUCGUGCUAAGCGCUGUGAACAGGUGGUUCGCCAGCUACUCCUUCCACACGGCGAGGAACCCUCUUGUUAUUGCAGGCUACAUGACGAAAGUCAUGGACAAGUACAACCGCGACGGCGAUGGCCGGAGCGCCGUGCCGGCCAACGACAUGUCCAACUGCAAAUUCGUGGUGAUGGGAAGGCGCGUCGUCGUCGCCGGCGGUGGCCACCAACACCAAGCCACCUACUGCAACGAAAACGAGCAGAAGCAUUUACAUCUCUGUAUCGCCGAACCCGAUGACUACUCCAACAGCGACUCCAACAAGGAAUGGCCCUUGGUCACUGUGAAAACAAUAUGGGAGAUGCGCGAAAAACACAAGAACAUCUUCCAUGGCAAGAUAGGGGAUUUCCUUGAGGACUUAUGCCUAUCUUUCUCUCUUUUCAAGAUGCUCCGGCGCCAGUUCGAGCACUACCCGAUGGUGGAGGUCGGCUCCGACAUGGCUCGCGCCAUGAUGCUCGACGGCCUCCUCAAACUCAACUUCUCUAGCCCAGGCAGCAACUCAUCCCAUGAUCAACUCCAAAGGCCUUUCCAAGUGCUUCUAAUGGAGCUUGAGCUCCUCAAGAACUACUACCAGCAAGCGGCUGCCCCUGUGGUGAUGUCCCAACCUAUCCUUUUCUGCACCAACUUCUUGUCCUCCAUUAUCUUCUUGUAUUUUUUCAUCGAUGCCGUAGUUGACAUACUAAUCGUCAACAAGGAUGCAGCACCAUUAUAUUGCCGAAUCAUGGGCUGGGGAAGAACCCCUGUGAAUUCCCCGUCCCUCAUCCUCUCCUUGACCAUGUUGCUUGUGCUCACGGUCAUUCUCAUCGAGGCUCAUGACUUCCUGACCUCGUUUGUGUUCUCCGAUUGGAACAUAGUCCGCAUGCUGUGCUCCUACGACCGGCCCAGUAGACGGUGGCUACAGAAAAUCUAUUCCGUGGUCAUCUACAUACGCUCUUGUUUACUUUCUUCAUCCAAAAACAAGAUGACAAUCUGCCAGGUAUCCAUUCUUGACGCCUGUGGUCCAAUCGACAAGCAUUUUGCAAGGACUUCCCAGGUUACCCUGCCGGCGAGUGCCACUGCGCAGAUCAUCCAAGCCUUGUGUUCAUGUCACAUUAUCAAUCGCAGCACUGGAGCCAUCAACCUUCCAUCAGGCAUCGAUUCCAACCAGAUGACCACCACCGAGGCCAUCCUGGCGUGGCACCUGGCGACGGAGCUGCUCGAGACGACGACGACGAUGGACAAGCAGAAGAAAGAAUGCCAGAUCGCGUCGGUGCUGUCCAAGUAGUGCAUGCAUCUGGUGGUGCAACUCCCCGAGCUACUGCCCGACGAAGAGACGUGGGUGUCCAGCUGCUACGAGAAAACGAGGAGCUGCCUGGAUCAUGCGUCCAGGCGGUGCGGCUGCCGCGCGUGCCCGCCGAGCCGCCGGUGCAGGAAGAAGAAGAUCGCCAAGACCGCCAUAUCAGGCGACCAGUGGGAGAAUUCGUUCCAAGACCCGACGGUGCGGAGAGGUGUAAAGCUGUUCCACUGGCUCAGGGAGAAGCCCGCCGACGAGGCGUGGGACGAGCUGGCGCGCCUCUGGGUGCACCUCGUCAUCUACCUCGCGCCGUCCAACGACGUGCAGGGCCAUGCCAAGGCGUUGGCCUCAUGGGGCGCCGACCUCAUCACCUGCCUCUGGGCACUGUGCACGCACGCCGGGAUCACGCGCCAGCCGCCUCCCGAGCAACAUGAUGUACUAGUGCACGACGAGCAGCAGAUCGACGUCGUCGUCGCCCAUCGCCAGCCGACACUCAACCACGACGAUGACAACUCCAUCAAUGUAUAAGAAGAAGUUAAUUAUUAUCGUAUAUAUAUACUGUUGCUGCAUGCAUUCAGCAUCGGUAUUAUUAAUUCUGAGCAAUAAGGCCAAGAGUGCCAUGUAGAAAAUACUUGUCCUGCAUCCCACUAAU
Molecule: messenger RNA, 2332 nt
Organism: Oryza sativa Japonica Group (Japanese rice)
Lineage: Eukaryota; Viridiplantae; Streptophyta; Magnoliopsida; Poales; Poaceae
Source: RefSeq, a predicted model, not a curated record